Messenger RNA from Protobothrops mucrosquamatus (brown spotted pit viper), 1329 nucleotides. RefSeq names its product calcium voltage-gated channel auxiliary subunit alpha2delta 3 (gene CACNA2D3). Gene Ontology annotation, molecular function: voltage-gated calcium channel activity. Gene Ontology annotation, cellular component: voltage-gated calcium channel complex. Lineage: Eukaryota; Metazoa; Chordata; Lepidosauria; Squamata; Viperidae. The transcript is spliced from 14 exons. The annotation marks the transcript as partial. The record is from RefSeq and is a predicted model, not a curated record.
UAUGAAUAUUUCAAUGCUGUUCUCAUUAAUGAACGAGAUGAAGAUGGAAACUUCUUAGAACUGGGAAAGGAAUUCAUCCUUGAACCAAAUGACCAUUUCAACAAUUUGCCAGUGAAUGUCACUUUGAGUGAUGUCCAAGUACCAACAAAUAUGUACAAUAAAGAUCCUGCAAUUGUGAAUGGAGUUUACUGGUCUGAAUCAUUAAACAAAGUGUUUGUUGACAACUUUGGCCACGACCCUUCCCUUAUAUGGCAAUACUUUGGAAGUGCAAAGGGAUUUUUCAGGCAGUAUCCAGGAAUUAAAUGGGAGCCAGAUGAAAAUGGAGUCAUUGCGUUUGACUGCAGAAAUAGAAAAUGGUAUAUUCAGGCAGCCACUUCUCCUAAAGAUGUUGUCAUUUUAGUUGAUGUUAGCGGCAGUAUGAAAGGACUUCGCUUGACUAUUGCAAAACAAACAGUAUCUUCCAUUUUGGAUACCCUUGGAGAUGAUGACUUUUUUAAUAUAAUUGCUUAUAAUGAAGAGCUCCACUAUGUAGAACCUUGCUUAAAUGGAACUUUAGUACAAGCAGAUAGAGGUAACAAAGAGCACUUCAGGGAACACCUUGACAAACUUUUUGCCAAAGGAAUCGGAAUGCUGGACAUUGCCUUAGUUGAAGCUUUCAAUAUGCUCAGUGAUUUCAAUCACACAGGACAAGGAAGUAUCUGCAGUCAAGCCAUAAUGCUGAUUACUGAUGGUGCAGUGGAUACAUAUGAUGCUAUAUUUGAAAAAUAUAAUUGGCCGGAUAGAAAGGUUCGCAUUUUCACCUACCUGAUAGGAAGAGAAGCUGCCUUUGCAGAUAAUCUUAAAUGGAUGGCUUGUGCCAACAAAGGGUUUUUCACUCAGAUCUCAACCCUAGCUGAUGUGCAAGAAAAUGUUAUGGAAUAUCUCCACGUGCUCAGUCGACCUAAAGUAAUUGAUCAAGAACAUGAUGUAGUGUGGACUGAAGCCUAUGUCGACAGUACUCUUCCUCAGGCUCAAAAGCUUGCUGACGAUCAGGGAUUGGUUUUGAUGACCACUGUUGCCAUGCCAGUAUUUAGUAAGCAAAAUGAGACUAGAUCAAAAGGCAUUCUUCUGGGAGUUGUGGGCACAGAUGUUCCAGUGAAAGAACUUCUAAAGGCAAUUCCAAAAUAUAAGCUAGGCAUUCAUGGAUAUGCUUUUGCAAUUACAAAUAAUGGAUAUAUUCUGACUCAUCCUGAACUCAGGCCUCUGUAUGAAGAAGGGAAAAAGCGAAGAAAGCCCAAUUACAGCAGUGUUGACCUCUCUGAGGUUGAAUGGGAAGACAGAGAUGAUGUG